AUGCUUGGAUUGGGGGACCUCACCACUGCUUGUACCCCAGUCUUCGAUACCUUUUUCCAGGGCAUUUAUGUCCGAUUAGAUACAGCACUGGCCAGCUGUCUAGUGUGCAAGAACGGCCCGAGUUCGUCCUGCUUUCUGUCCAAACUGUCCAUGAUACCGGGGGAUCCCAUUAACUCUCUGAGCAUCUCUAAAGCUUGGCGUGGAGGUCUGGCACUGUGGCUGAUCACCAUCUGCAUGACCACUCAUGUUUUCACCUUAAAGCACAUCAACACGACUUACUGUGAGAGCUUCAUGAUCAACACUGAACCCGGACACAACCUGACCUGGCAGAAGUUUGAGUUCAUCUUCUCCUUCUAUUUGCCUCUGCUUGUGAUUCUCUACUGCACGAUCCACAUAAUCGUCAUCCUGAGAGGGAGGCAGCUGGCCGAGGAUGGAAAGAUUCAGAGGGCUCUGUGCUUCCUCACAGUGGUGGCAGCGCUCUUCAUUUUUUGCUUCCUCCCGAGCAACAUCAUGCAGCUGCUGAUUUGGAUCACGACCAAGAAAGUACACAGCACCCUGCAGAAAUCUGAAGUCUGCCCGGCACUGGAAGACCUGACCACAGUUUUUUACAUCAGCAUCAGCCUGACUUAUCUCAACAGCGCAUUGGAUCCUUUGGUCUACUACUUCUCCAGCUCUGCCGUUAAGAGCUGCAGGAAAGCUCUUCAUCUGCCCCAACCAGACACGGCAGAGAGUACGCAGAUGAAAACUCGAGAGACAGGCUCCCAGUCACUCAGUCAGCUGGCUCACAGAGAGAGUAUUGAGGGGAUCAUUGAGAUGGAAGCAGGAAGAUGAAAACCUAACAUUUUACUUCUGUCGUCCAGCAGAUGUCACAUAAAUGUUUGCUCCACAUAAUUAA
Messenger RNA from Labrus bergylta (ballan wrasse), 895 nucleotides. The record is from RefSeq and is a predicted model, not a curated record. NCBI's taxonomy places the organism in Eukaryota, Metazoa, Chordata, Actinopteri, Labriformes, Labridae.